CUACCUCGUAAGUAAAGCUACCCACUGUAGCUAGACACUAGCUGAAUAGGCCAUACCGGGGUGAUGGCGGAAUAACUCGGCCUACACUUGCUUGCUGUUUGGUAUGCGUGCUCGGUUUUGCUGGCUGAGGAGAAGAUUCGGCUUCUGUAGGAAAAUAAGAAAUUCUUUUCUAUUGUUUACAUCUAGGCAAAAAAAGUAGUCUUCCGGGAGGAUCAAGGGACGAAAAAGGUCUGCAAUUGAAGGCGUAUCUGAGUAUCUGACAACCCAAUCACACUUACCGGUCACGUUACACUACACACCUAGCCCAAUCUUCAUAAGCAAUGGCGGCGCCAUCCACGAACGAGCCGGUACUCAAGCUACCGCACCCGUACCUCACACCCUACCUUCUCGUCAAGACCACCCGCCCCUCGGAAUCAGCCCCUUGGUUCCAAGUCAAACCCCAAGAAGUAGUCAGCGAAGAUAAAAAGAAAAAGACUGCUACACCCUUACCAGAACCCCUCCACAGCGACAGCCUCUUCUUCACCGAGCCCGCGGACCUCAAGUCCAGCGAGCGCCCCGCCGAAUCGAACAACACGCCAUGGGGCCGCGCGCGCCGCUCCCCCAGCUCGACCCUAACAUGGGAUUCCUCCUCCUCCUCCUCUUCCGCGACGCCGACCCUAGCGCAGGCCUGGCUCGUCAUCUACGUGCUCUUCACCAUGCGGCCCUCAAUGGAAGGGCUUCGCCUAACCCUCUUAGGGCCGGGUAAACAGUCUCUCGGAGCACAGCUCAAGGCCGUGCUCCUCGCGAUCGAGCACCCGACAGCGGCGGGCCUCAGCGACGAGCUUCUCGUCCUACGAAGCACGUUCUGGCAAGGUGCGGGCUCGCCCUUCGGGCCUCGCAGCGUCUGGGUCCCGGAAUCGACGGACCCGUUACCAAAGCCUUUAUCAUCUUACCCCUUAACGCCGCUCGCGCACACGAUGACGGAGCCGGCGUCCUGGCACCCGCGGCGCGCGGCCAAGCCGCGCCCGGGCAGCGUCGUGUACAGCCGCUGGAUCCCGCACCUGCGCGAGACCUUCAGCAUGGUCGCGCUCGACUGGGAGGACCCGGCGCACCUGGACCUGUUCCACACCUGGCAGAACGACCCGCGCGUCUCGCAGGGCUGGAACGAGACCGGGUCGCUCGACCAGCACCGCGAGUACUUGCGCAAGGCGCACGUGGAUCCGCAUCAGAUCACGCUGUUGGCGGCGUUCGAUGAUACGUUUUUUGCGUACUUUGAGGUUUAUUGGGCUAAGGAAGAUCGUCUAGGCGCGUAUUACAGCGCGGGAGAUUUCGACCGUGGCCGGCAUUCGCUGGUUGGCGAUGUAAGGUUCCGUGGCCCGCAUCGCGUGACGGCUUGGUGGUCGAGCUUGAUGCAUUAUUUGUUCUUGGAUGACCCUCGCACAAUGCAAGUUGUGGGCGAGCCAAAGUACAUAAAUAGCUCCGUGCUCAUGUACGACUUCAUGCAUGGUUUCGGGCUUGACAAGUUCGUUGACCUGCCGCACAAGCGAUCUGCCUUCGUGACAUGCUCCCGCGAACGUUUCUUCCAACUCUCGCCCCUCGGCGAGAGCGAGAAAUUCGUGGGCGGCACGUUGGUCGGAUUAGUCCCUAAGUUAUAAGCGUUAUGGGCGCUGUGUUGUCACGUGUUAGGUAGUAAUAUCCAGUUACGCGUUGAUGGAGGGGUGAAGAGGCUGAGAAAACAAGAUCUCAUUAUUCAUAAUUGCCAGCUAGCGCUUAUCUCUGUCUAAGAUUGGUGCCUCAUUUCGGGGGAAAAUUCAUACGAUUCAUUUAAAUAUUUGUAUAUUCAUUUACCCACGAAAACAAUUGCGCUAUAUUUUGACCAAUAUAUUCACGAACUAG
This is a messenger RNA of Annulohypoxylon truncatum, 1875 nucleotides long. RefSeq names its product acyl-CoA N-acyltransferase. The record is from RefSeq and is a predicted model, not a curated record. Lineage: Eukaryota; Fungi; Ascomycota; Sordariomycetes; Xylariales; Hypoxylaceae. The coding region runs from base 321 to 1634 and encodes 437 amino acids. Gene Ontology annotation, biological process: siderophore biosynthetic process. The transcript has 2 exons.